This is a messenger RNA of Ailuropoda melanoleuca (giant panda), 2365 nucleotides long. It is a transcript of the gene VMO1, whose product is annotated as vitelline membrane outer layer 1 homolog. The coding region runs from base 1703 to 2302 and encodes 199 amino acids. The transcript has 3 exons. The record is from RefSeq and is a predicted model, not a curated record. Lineage: Eukaryota; Metazoa; Chordata; Mammalia; Carnivora; Ursidae.
GGAUUUGGGGGGAUUCCCCGGAUGAAGAGGAUUGGGGGGGGGGUCAGCAGCAACCACACGUCUCUGCGUUUGCUUUCCGUGUAGGGGCAGGUUGUAGUAAGAGGGAAGAGGGGCUGGGGUGAGAGCCAGUUCCCCCACUGAGCAAUGGUGUGGGCCCUUCAUUAACUCUGGGCUUGAAUUCCCGCCACUGUAAAUUGAGGACAAUAGUAGGUACUUUGUCGAUCUCAUCUGAGGAUUAAAUGAUAACGUACGUGCAAACACUGUACAUGGAAAAACUUACCACAAUGGCUCCAUAAAUCUUAACCUAUGAAGUUCAAACAUAGGGCACCUGGGAUCCAGGAAGCACCCACUUCUAAAUUCGCAAUCCUGUCUCCAGGGGACCUGUCUUGAUGUGGAUGCUUUAUACUUUAGCCUUUAACCAUUUACAUUUUUGUGGUUUAAUUUCUUUUAAACUCCAGAUUGGUUCUGGUUCUCAGGUUAUUCAUUUUGCGUGUGUGUGAUUUUUUUUUUUUAAGCAAUCUCUAUGCCCAACAUGGUGCUUGAACUCAUGACCCCAAAAUCAGGAGUUGUGUGCUCUGCGGACUAAGCCAGGCAAGCACACCUCCCACAUUACUCUUCAUACCAAACUUUAUUAACUAUUUCUGCAUCCAGGCCCUGUACUAGGCCUCAAGAAGACAAAAGAGAGCCUUCAGAGAGCUCAAGGUCCAUUGGAAAAUGUAUCAUCUGUCUCCCCCACGCAGAUGUGGGCUCCAACGAAGACAGAGGCCUUGUUUUUCCUGGUUGCUGUCCUAUUUCCAGCACUUACAAUAUUGCCGGGGCCCAAAUACAUUAUUGCCAUAUAAAUAUAUAGCAAACAAACACAGGAAAGUGUGUGGAGAGCAGGCAAUCCGUGGUGUGCCCCUUGACAAAUCUGAGCCAUUUCUUUCUCUUUCCAAAUUAGGAGCCCACCUGGUGGUCAUAGUUAGGAAAACAUUCAGGGGAAGGACCCAGGAAGCGACGGAAGAAACAGCAUCCCUUGUUCUAAGGUGGUUCUCAAUCCCCUGUCCAUAAACUUCCUAGAAUUUUUCCUGUCUGUGUAUAUUUUCUUCUCAGGGGAAGGGGUACCCCAGAUUCUCUGGGAGUCAGGGCCCCAAUCACCGAGAAGAUCCUUUCAAGCUCCCACAGUUCCCGGAUUCUUGCCCCAUCUCUCCCUCUAAUGCUCCCGCAAAUCCUGGAGGUCCCUAAGGUUGCCUCUGGCCAAUCCUGUCCAGUAUUUCGGAGUACCACUCCCACCCCUAGAGUGACGGCUCUCCACUUCCCAGUGUUGGAGUGUUUCCCAACUUGCUGACCUUGACCUUAGGCAAGUUGCUUGCCAUUUCUAAGCCCCAGUUCCGUCAUCUGCGGAACGGAAAGGGUAAUCCCCACCUCUCACACGAGUUGUGACGAUUGAAUAACAACGCCUUCAGAACAUAACCGCAAGUCAGGGUCUACAGUCAGUGUUCAGCAGGGGGUGGUUUAUUCAGCGGCUCAGCUCUCUCUGCCCCUUCUCCGCCAGCUCUGGGAGCCUCUGUCGCCCUGAGCGGAGAAUGGAGGCUGCAGGGUUCCCGGAACGGAUUAGUUUCGGGUGUCACUUAAUCCAGCAGGCCCUUCCGUAAUCAGAGCCUACAGAGGGCCAGAGGUGGUAUAAAUCAGCGUGAGGCGCCCAACUCACAGAGGCUGCAGGAUGGGGAGGGGGGCCAGAGCUCAGCUGCUGCUGCUGCUGUGGGCCACCUGCUGUGGACAUGCACAAGCCCACCGCCUGAGCGACUACACGUCGGUCAUCGACGUCACCAACGGGGGUCCUUGGGGCGACUGGGCCUGGCCCGAGAUGUGUCCUGAUGGAUUCUUUGCCGGCGGGUUCUCUCUCAAGGAGGAGCCCCCCCAAGGCAUCCCUGGCGACGACACCGCUUUGAACGGGAUCCGACUGCACUGCUCACGCGGGAACGCCGAGCGCAACACGCAGGUGGUGGAGUCUCAGUCUGGAAGGUGGGGCGCGUGGAGCGAGCCCCUGUGGUGUCCCGGCGGUGGCUUCCUGGUGGCUUUCUCGCUGCGCGUGGAGGCCCCCAGGACCCCAGGGGACAACACGGCAGCCAACAACGUGCGCUUCCGCUGCUCGGACGGCACGGAGCUGGAGGGGCCCGGCCUGGCCUGGGGCGACUUUGGAGAAUGGAGUAAGCCCUGCCCCAAAGGCGUGUGCGGUUUGCAGACCAAGGUGGAGCAGCCGAGGGGCCUCCGGGACGACACCGCACUGAACGACGUGCGCUUUUUCUGCUGCCGCAGUUAACGACCAGGGCGCCCGCCCCGGGGCCAGUCCCACCGCUCGCUAUUAAAGCUUCUCUGUGCUGGC